UAUGGUAAUGGAAUGUUUCCUUUUCCCCAGCCACCCUGGCAGUUUCCACAGCGUGUGCCUCCAGGGUUUGGACGUCCACCAGGCAGCAAUGAGGAAGGCGGGAAUCCUUAUUUUGGCUAUUUUGGAUAUCAUGGGUUUGGAGGGCGACCCCCAUAUUACUCAGAAGAGAUGUAUGAACAAGAUUUUGAACAGCCCAAAGAGGAGGAUCCACCCAAAGUGGAGAGCACCACCUCGGCCCCUCCCCCUAACACCACAGCCCUUGAGAACAAUUCAACUCAACCUACUGUCCCUAGCCCAGGAGGAAGUCAAGGUGGAAAUGAGACCAGCCCAGCAGGGAAGGAAGCUCAAGCCCAGAACCCUGGGAAUAACCAAGGAGUACAUCCUGGAGUUAACUUGGCUCCUGCUGUCAAUGUCUCAGGCUAUGACGUACCAGGAAGCCAGAUCCCCCAGAUCCCCCAGAUCCCCCAGAUCCCAAGUCAGCCAAAUGUUUUUGCAAACUCUCCAAACCCUAAUUUUAGAGUCUUUCCUGUGGUCAGCCAAUGGACCCAAACAGGACUCCCCUUAGGACCUAGAGUGAAUAGCCCUUUUUAUAGAACUUAUCCCAAUCAAAGGAACUACCAAUGGCAUAAUUUGGCUUAUGUAAGCAAACAAAUAGCUCGCCCAGGAAACACAGCUUACCAAAAAGUUUAUCCUUCCAUUUCUAAGAGCAAUUCUCCCAAUCAUGUAUCAAAUCUAGUAAAUAACAGGCGGAACCUCCAGAGUCCAACCAAACACCCUGAAGAAACAAAUGGUGGGUCAGCAGAUCCCGAGCAUGUCACUGCCCAUAAAGAUGAGCCGACUGAAAACCCAAAAGAGAAUCCAACAAUUCAGAGAGAAAGAACAACCUUUCCUACAGGGGUUCCAACCAGCACCUGGAGAAACUCACAAGGUUAUGAAACUAACAAAUCAAAUUAUAAGUUACCUCCUCCAGAAGGCAACCCUCCAGUACCAAGUGUCAAUUCAGUUGACCAACAUGAAAAUUCUUAUUAUCCAAGAGCAGAUUCCAGGAAACUUCCAGCUAGUAUACAAACAGCAAAUUUUCCCAAGGGAAUAGUUUCAGAACCAAGAAAAGAUCCAGCCGAUACUGAAAAUAACCCACCAGAAAUGAAACAUGGAACCCACCACCCUGCAUAUACUGAGGAAGCAUCCUAUCCUCCAAGAGAAUCCUUUUUUCCUGGAAGCAACACAUGGAACCCCCAACAAGGAUCUCCAACUUUUGAGGAUGAAACUAUGAGGCAGGAAGGUACUUUACUUUAUCCAGCCCUUGGAGUAAGAAGAAAUGUCCCCUACCCUGAAUAUAUUCCCUACGAUCCCCAGAGGAACACUCCUUAUGUGAAAGGUAAUAUGUGGGAUGAGAGAGAUGACUUUCCUGGUACUUCCAGGCCAACAGGCCAACCAGGAAACCCAUCACAUUCCCUGAACAGUCCUUCAGGUCAGAGACAGCCAUCAACUUACAAUGAAGAGGAUCCAAUUGACCCAAAAGGUGAUGAGUUUUACCAAGGACCUGAUGCAUGGAGGAAGGAAUCCAACUUCAAAGGAAGUGAAGUUAGGUUCCGUGAAAAAUACCUGUAUGCCCGAAGGCAUCCAUCUCAGCCAAGGGAAUACCCCCAGCAUUCCACAAAUAACUUACCAAGACAAAGGCAAUCUCUUUAUGGUGCAUAUUAUCCCUGGCACCUAGAAGAGCGUGUCCCAUCUUACAACAUGGCUCCUCCUCUAACACCACCAGGAGAAAAAAGUGGGUAUUACUAUCCUUCUAAUGCCUUUGGACAGGAAGAGAGUAUGCCAUCUCCUUCUUGGGGAUCAUGGGACCAAAAGAAUUAUAUCCCAACAAAGAAAGGAAGAGUGCCAUAUUACAGUAUAAAUCCCUGGGGUCAGGCCACCAAUUCAUACAAAUCCAUAGCAAGUGUCCUGAGUCAAAGAGAAAAUCAACCCCUCUCCAGCAGCUUUCCGGUUGGGCUUAGAGGAAACCCAACAUAUCAAGAAGUAGAGAGCCUCAACUAUGACAGUGAACAAAUUAAUAAGGUAAAUUUACCUGAGAAGGAACAGUUUACUGUCACAGAAUCUGUGAUUCAAAACAAGCCAAUAAAUCAAGGAGAAGCAAAUUCAUAUCCCCCAGCCAGUCAAAGAAAUCCCUGCUGUGCUAGUGACCCCACAGGGCUCAAAGACAGCCCUCUUGUACCACUGGACUACUUUCCACCCUUUGGUCUUGUUUCAGGGGAGUAUGGAGAAGGAAAUCCAGCAUAUACAGAGGGCAGUCACACUAAGCAUGCUAGGCACAUCAUCUACCCCCCAGGCAUCCAAUCCAACCUACGAAAUAGUUCAGAGAAAAAUCUACCUGAGAAAGAAGAGAAUCCAGAUCCCUUCAGGGAUGAAACGCUCAUGUUGAAAAAAAGCUCACCAUGUUCUAAAAGGAGUGAAAUAGACCAGGUGGAAACCGUGGCUUUUUCUGACACUGACUCCCUCCAAGCAAAUACACCAUGCCGCGAAAGUACCCUUAGGGGAGAUGGGAACAACAUCCUGGCAAAAAUCUUUGGCACUGACCAGUUCAGUGAAAGAACCAAUAACCUUAUUCCUGAGGAGCUUGAGGCUCCUGAAGAAAGCCCCAAGCCAGAAAAUAUCCAAAGUGAAGGGGGAGGAAGUGAAGGUCGCAUGAAGCAGAAAGGUGUACCUAGUAUCCAACAGGUACCCUGCCUCCACUCCAAGCUAGACAAGCAUCUCCCUUCCAGCACGGGUCCUCUAUUUGGCAAGAGAAGACUGGGCCCAUUGGAUGGAGAGCCAGCCAUGGCCUCUCCCCAGCCCAGCAGCACAUUGACUGAACUGGCAGCCAGGGAGCAGCUUGAUGGUACCAACAUAGACCCAGUCGUUCCCUCAGAGAUGCCUCUUUCCUUUCUGUCUCUUCCAAGAGAAAUUCCAGGAAAUGCAGAGCUUCAGAUGCCAGACUGCCUGCUACUUCAGAGCUAG
This is a messenger RNA of Trichosurus vulpecula (common brushtail), 3000 nucleotides long. It is a transcript of the gene ENAM, whose product is annotated as enamelin. Lineage: Eukaryota; Metazoa; Chordata; Mammalia; Diprotodontia; Phalangeridae. Bases 13 to 3000 code for a protein of 995 amino acids. The transcript has 3 exons. The record is from RefSeq and is a predicted model, not a curated record.